GCCCUCCAGCCAGAGGGACCGACUUCCCUUCUUCCACCCACCUCCUCACCACAACCCCGCCGAGCUCCUCAGCUUCUCCAUUCUUGGCUCUUUUGAGGAUAACCAGCCAUGUCUCGUCAGUCUGUCUGCAGGAGCUUCGGAGGGGGCAGCAGAAGGGGCUUCAGCUCCUGCUCUGCAAUCGGUGGUGGCUUUGGAGGCGGCAGCCGGAGCAGGAGCGGCUACAGCUCGUACUCAGUGUCCAGAGGAUUCGUAGGCGGAGGACGGUGCGGGGGCUUCGGCAGCCGGAGCCUCCACAACAUGGGGGGCAGCACCAGGAUGUCCAUGGGCGGGUGUUACGGUGGCGGGUACGGGGGCAGGAUGGGCGGCUUUGGCGGGAGCUACGGGGGCCUCGGCAGCUUUGGGGGUGGAAUGGGUGGAGGAGGAGGAGGAAUGUGUGGCUUUGGAGGGAUGGGUGGAGGUGGAAUGGGUGGUGGAGGAGGAAUGGGUGGCUUCAGUGGAGGAAUGGGUGGCUUUGGUGGCGGGAUGGGUGGUGGAGGAAUGGGUGGCUUUGGUGGCCCAGGCUUUGGCAUGGGUGGCCCUGGGAGAGGUGGCCCCGGGAUCCAGCCAGUGCAGAUCGACACAACUCUCCUGCGUCCGGUCCAUGUCGAGAUCGAUCCCCAGAUCCAGCAAGUUAAAAACCAGGAGAAGGAGCAGAUCAAGACCCUGAACAACCAGUUUGCCUCCUUCAUCGACAAGGUCCGAUUCCUGGAGCAGCAGAACAAGGUGCUCUCCACCAAGUGGGAGCUGCUCCAGCAGCAAGGGCCAUCGGGGCCAAGGAAGAACCUGGAUGUGAUCUUUGAGAAUUACAUCCAGAACCUGCGGAGGCAGCUGGACUCAAUCCUGGCGCAGCGGGGGCAGCUGGAGUCGGAGCUGCAGAACAUGCAGCAGUACGUCGAGGAUUACAAAACCAAGUAUGAGGAAGAGAUCAACCGUCGCACAACAGCUGAGAACGAGUUCGUGGUGCUGAAGAAGGAUGUGGACAGUGCCUACAUGACCAAAGUUGAGCUGGAAGCCAAGGUGGGAGCUCUGACAGACGAAAUCAACUUCCUGAGGUGCAUCUAUGAGGAGGAGCUGUCUCAGAUGCAGACGAUCAGCCGGGACCUGUCUGUGGUGGUGUCCAUGGACAACAACCGGCACCUGGACCUGGAAAGCAUCAUCGAGGAGGUCCGGCGCCAGUAUGAGCAGAUUGCCCAGAGCAGCCGGGCCGAGGCCGAGGCCUGGUACCAGAGCCAGUACGAGCAGCUCCAGAGCACGGCCGGCCGGCACGGGGACAACCUCCGCAACACCAAGAUUGAGAUCCAGGAGCUGACGAGGAACAUUCAGAGGCUGCGGGCUGAGAUUGAGAAUGUGAAGAAGCAGAACCAGCAGCUGCAGGCAGCCAUUGCUGAGGCUGAGGAGAGGGGCGAGAUGGCCCUCAAAGAUGCCAGGUUGAAGUUGGAGGAGCUGGAGAGUGCCCUGCAGAAGGACAAGGAGGAGCUGGCUCGCCUGCUGAAGGAGUACCAGGAGCUGCUGAAUGUCAAGAUCGCGCUGGACGUUGAGAUUGCCAUGUACAGGAAGCUGCUGGAGGGGGAGGAGAACAGGCUGUGCAACGACGGCAUGUCCAAUGUCAACGUCUCUGUGGUGGGCAGAACCACUGUCUCUGGAGGCAGAGGAAGCAUGGGAGGAGGAUUCGGAGGCAGCGGCAUGGGAGGAGGAUUCGGAGGCGGCAGCUGUGGAAUGGGAGGAGGAUUUGGAGGCGGCAGCGGCAUGGGAGGAGGAAUGGGAGGAGGAGGCAUCUGCGGAGGAGGCAGCAGCUUUGGAGGAGGCAGCAUGGGUGGCAGCUGCGGGAUGGGGGGAGGAAUGUACACUGGGGGCUUCUCCUCUGGAAGCGGAAGGAUGUGUGGCUCUGGCGGGGGAUCGUCCUCCGUGCGGAGAUGCGUCACCACCACCUCGGUCAAAUCUUCGGGAGUGAGAUUCUGAGCCCCGAAGGUUGACAAGGAAAGAAGCAUCUCCUCUCUCCUCCCGGCAGCAGCCCAGCCUCCCGAAGCCCAGCUCCGGUGUCCUGCAAUGGGAUGAACUGUGUUCCUCCCACCCAACUCGUCCCAGCUCCUGGUCCCACCUGGGGGUUUGGUGGCGAUGCCGUGGGUGUCCUGGCACCGGUAGCUGCCUGGCAGGAGGGGCCGCUCUGCCUUCCUCGCUGUGUUGUACAUUUCUUGUGGCAAACGUGUAUAAAACCCCUCUUUCCUCCUCGCUCCUCCUGUUCUGUGUCCCUGGGAUGCUUCUCUGUGUGUCCUUCCCAUUAUUCCCUUUGAAGUCCUUUGGGGUCAGGGUGGGUGUGGGGCAAGCGGGACUCGUCCCCUGGGGAGGGGGCAUCUCAGCAGGUGGCCAGAGGGAUGAGCUGGCCCAGGGUGGAGCUUCUGGGCAGCUUUGCUCACUUGGCAGCCCCAGGAGUGCUGCCAACAGGAGCUUCCCUGGAGCUCCAGCUUCCUCUCCACUUGUCCCUGCUCUCGGUGACAUCUGGGACACCUCAAACACAUCUGGACUAUUCCUAAGGAGAACAAAAUUGCCCUUCAGUGCCUGGCUCCCAUGACACAGUCUGAGAUGUCCUGUCCCCACCUUCCCCCCUCCUCUGUGGGCUGCCCUCCUUCCUUGGGAUGUUGCCAUUCCCAAUAAAUUGCAGAGAAUAUUCCUGA
Corvus hawaiiensis (hawaiian crow) is the source of this 2711-nucleotide messenger RNA. RefSeq names its product keratin, type II cytoskeletal 6C-like. Gene Ontology annotation, molecular function: structural constituent of skin epidermis. The record is from RefSeq and is a predicted model, not a curated record. NCBI's taxonomy places the organism in Eukaryota, Metazoa, Chordata, Aves, Passeriformes, Corvidae. The transcript has 9 exons. Gene Ontology annotation, cellular component: keratin filament. Bases 109 to 1998 code for a protein of 629 amino acids. Gene Ontology annotation, biological process: intermediate filament organization; keratinization.